Molecule: messenger RNA, 4963 nt
Organism: Pungitius pungitius (ninespine stickleback)
Lineage: Eukaryota; Metazoa; Chordata; Actinopteri; Perciformes; Gasterosteidae
Gene: nectin3a
Product: nectin cell adhesion molecule 3a
Exons: 6
Coding region: 84-1742 (552 amino acids)
Biological process (GO): homophilic cell-cell adhesion; heterophilic cell-cell adhesion
Cellular component (GO): adherens junction; apical junction complex
Source: RefSeq, a predicted model, not a curated record
GAGAGGGGGAGAGAGAGGGAGAGCACGAGCGGAGAGAGGAGGACGGGUCAGAGCGUGCCAAAGCGCACAGAUCGACGAGAAUCAUGGAGAGACGAUGCCCGCACGGGAGGACUUGGCCAUCUAACGGACUGCGACUUUUAACGUCGCUCCUCAUCUUGUACGGACUUACCCCAGGCGUGAGCGGUAACCAGGUGAUUGUUCCUGAGAAAGUGAAUGCAGUGCUGGGGAAGAACAUCACGCUGGGCUGCAGAAUCGAGGUGGGCUCCAACCUCACACAGAGCUCCUGGGAACGGCGCCUGCCUUCCGGCACCAUCACCCUGGCGGUUUUCAACCCUAAGUUGGGAACCCACAUCCCUCCUGACUACGCCAAGCGCAUCUCCUUUGUUUCCCCUUCUGCACGAGAUGCCACCAUCACCAUCGAAGGGGCGGGCUUUGCGGACGUCGGGUCCUACACCUGCAAAGUGGUGACGUUUCCUCUGGGCAAUACGCAAGCAUCGACCCACGUUAAGGUGUUAGUGGAGCCGAAGGUCUACGUGUCGGCCGGCCCCGCGGCCCUGCUGGACGGUGGGAACGAGUCACUGGUGGCCACCUGCAUAGCGGAGCGCGGCCUCCCGGCCGCCGAGGUCUUCUGGGAGACGGAACUGUAUGGACGGAGUGAGAAGCAAAGUCAGAACGAGCCCAACGGCACCACCACCGUGCACGUGCACUACAUGUGGCAGCCGCAGAGCUACGCCCAGGGGAAGGUGCUCACCUGUGUGGUGCGGCAUCCGGCCCUGCAGACAGAGUUCCGCAUACCGUACAUGCUAAAUGUUCAGUUUGAACCAGUGGUGUCAAUAAUAGGAAUUGACAGUAAUUGGUAUGUGGGUCAAAAGAAUGUGAAGUUCAUCUGUGGAGCCAAAGCCAACCCACCUGCUCGUCACUUCACAUGGACCAGGUUGGAUGGAUUGAUGCCCGAAGGCGUUGCGAAAUCAAACAACAGCUUUUCAUUUACUCGCCCGCUGGAGCGCAACGACUCCGGAAUAUACCGCUGUGAGGUGAUCAACGACAUUGGGCUCCGCAGUCAAGACGUGAACCUCUGGGUACAAGAUCCUCCGCCCACCACGGCUGCCCCCAGCACCACCGGAUCCGUCCUCCAUCACACCACUGCAACAGGCACCGCUGUGGACCAGCGGAGAGCCCUGUUCACCUCCCCAACCCUGGCCUCCUUACACGACAGCAGCCUGGGUACCAUCGUGGGUGGGGUCGUCGGCGGAGUCUUAUUCCUGAUCCUCCUGCUGAUCCUCGGCGGAGCCUGCUUCAUGCGGCAGCGCAGGACCUUCAGAGGGGACUACUACACCAAGCAGUACCUGGGACCCUCUGACAUGCAGAAGGAGUCUCAGCUGGACGUGCUGCAGCCGCACGAGCUGCAGGAGGUCUACGGGGACAAGACGAGCAAAGGCAGCCAGGAGCUGAAACCCAAACUGGGCGGGGACAUCAUUUACCCCGACUACACUCCUGACCACAAGGACAGGGACGACUGGGCCGACAAGGGGGACGGCCACAGGGGCCUUAAGGAGGGAAACUUCUACCCGGAUCACUACAACAACCAAAACGUGCACCCAUGCGGGCCCCCUGUGCACGGCCCCCCCGUGAUCAACGGCUCCCCCUACCUCCCGGAGGACUGCUUUGACAAUGGCACAGACAGCGACUACGUGUCUCACAUGGACGGGUCGGUGAUCUCACGCAGGGAGUGGUAUGUUUGAGGAGCAGAGCGGGGGGGAAACAGACAAGUGAACUGCCUGAGAAUGAUUUAACAAGUGAGAUAGCAAUAUCAUUAAAGGAUGAGUAUAAUUUCUCCGCUUGGUUUCACAAAGAACUCUUUGAACAAUACUGCUCUGCCCUGAUUGUUACCACUUAACCUUAAGGACCAUGUUUGUGGAUUCUAUGACACUUUUGACGCCUUUCAAGGAGCUGCAAAAGAUCUGCAACCUCCGUGACGCUAUGUGUGCAGGAUUAAGAGGCUUUGGCAUCCAGUGAAGUUUCAACUGAUGUGACUGAGGUUUUGUAUUCUGCUUGUUUGUGUUUGCACCUGUCUUAAACACAGUUCAAAGGUCAGGUGUUCCGCUUCCUGUUAGGGAGGUAUUUAUAUGCCCGAGCUCCACUCCCAUAAAACUUUACAACGUGGCAUUUACAUAACUUUUUUUCCUUACUUGCAACGAUUUCAUUCUGUUAAAUUGUUUAUCAUGGCUGCGACCAGUAUUUAAAGUAGAUUGUAAUGCAUGCGUUUUCUUAAAGCAAAAUGUAUCUAGUUAAAGGGAAGGUUUGUCAUUCACAUGAUUAAAAGGGAGACUCAGACAGGCAUUGUUCUGAAGAACAUUACAAAGAAAAGUCCACGUCAACUGGAAAGUUAGGAAAGUUCUUGGGUUUCUUUCGCAAUCUUACAUCUUCUGUAAAUUAUUCCUGAAAUGUACACCUAACACAGAGAGAAAGUACUUUCCGCUUACUUUCAUCCAUUUCACAGAUAUUUCAGUCCUGGUUGAUUUGGUGACUCACAUGAUUAGUGUAGUAACAGCUGGUGUGGUUUAAUAUCGCCGCUACCAGUCUUUGAGCAGCUCCAAGAGGAGCAAGGAGGGAAUCUUAGAAAUAAACAUAUGGCCCGCUGUUGGAAAAAAAACAACCGUUAUACUUACUGUUAUCCGGUUUUGUUUGUGUUUUUCUUAAUUGUAUAAGCCCCUGCUAAUCAUGAAGAAUACUGUUUCCUGUGGGCAAAUCACAAUAAGAGACCCCCAUUCCCCUGCCUCUGUGCUGGAUUACAUGCAUGUAUUGAUUCCUCUUAACCCCUCUGUUUAGUAUUGGAAAGGCAAACCCUGCCGCUACUAACGACAUAAUUACUGCAGAAAUGACUUUUGGCUUUGGCUUAUUGAAAUGUGUUAAUUCAGUAACUUUCUUGCAGUAAAAGAAGCACAACUCGGUUAUUACAGUCGUCCAUGAACAUCAAAGGAAGCCGACCAGGCUUUAAGCCUCUCCACUUUUCCAUGAUAACAGGGUGUCGUCGUCCCCCCCGCCGCCUGUUUCGUCUGAUUUCCAUCUGCACACAAACACCAAUUGGUCAUUACAGUUUUUAUUUUAAACGUGGGAUCAAAGCAGUGGGUUAUAAAUUCCAGAUGCGAGAGUCACAGCUGUCAUCAUCUAACGUUAUGUGGCUCCAUAAAGCAUCAGCAGUUCCACUGCUCCCGCGCCACACUCCAGGGCCGCGAUUCGUGGUGCUAAAUAAGCAAAAUAAUGAAUGAAAGAGCACUAAGAAACAGAUUUUUCGGCUUUAUUAAGUACGUGUUUGAAGUAUGAUUUUAUACCACACAGCGCGGUUGUGUGCGGCUGAGAUCACUGCUGAUCACAGAUCAGGCUCUAACGUUGGGGUUUGGCUCCUCUGAGGAUACGCAGCGAUCAUGGAAACUAGAAACUUAAUCCACAAGUGAAAAUAAAAAAAAAAGGCUUAUAAGAACCAUCUAAUGUUAGAGCUGUCUAUGUAAUACCUCCCAACGGGAUGUUUCUUUUUUUCAUCUACUAACAACAGACCCAGUGACGGUCAGUUUAGACAAAAGAGUUGAGCUCAUUGAUGAUGUCAUCUCUGACGGCUUUGUCUGAUCGUAGAAUUUUCCACUUCUUUUUGCGUCUUUUCGGUUGUUUCCACUAGAGCGAAGCAUUGAUCAAAGUGACUUCAUGUGAAAGGGAAAACAAAACCGGUAUUUGGAAAGAUCCCUUGUGGGUCCAUUCUGUUGCUAGAUGACCGAAACCAAAUACUUGUAUUAUGGGUGGGGGCAUAUUCUUAGGUAUUUGUUCUUAUUGGGCUUUUAUAGAUUGUGGGCCUUUUUUCCAUGCCAGGGCUUUGGUCAAAAGGUUUAGAUGUCUCAGAAUAAACUACUUUAUUCUCUCCCUCGUCGUCGCACACACGCUCCCAUCCCCCACACAUCUGCGUCACAUCUGUGUCAUAUCUGCCACCGCAGUCCCUGUUCGAAAAGUAACUUAAGUUAACUUAACUCACUCUACAUUUGGCAACUAAGUUCCCAAAAUGUGUGAUUAUAUAGCACAUCCGUGUCGGCAUGCACAUUUUUUUUUUGUUUUUUUUUCAUGAAUGGCAGAUUGAUAGCUGUUAACUUGUUUCUUAUUUUGGUAAAGGUGCUCCAUGCCAACGGUUGUCUCUGCUCCAAAGAUGCUCUUCUUCCUUCAGCUUCUGUACAUCUCUGAAGAAAGUUUGACAAAAGCAAAGUAAGCUUAAGACAUGAAUGUUUUGUUAUUCUUCUGGAUCACUGACUCACAGGUUGCAUGUAAAUUAAGUUAUUCGCUGUCUACUUUGUUCAUUUAUCUCAUCACUAAUGCUUAUAUACAUGUACAUAAUGCUAAUAGGUUAGCAUAGCAGUUUGAUUUAUGUGCUCAUGUACAGUUUGUUCUGGACUCCCCUGCUGAAUAGUUGGUGCUUUAAACAGGCUGAGCAAUGCACAGGACAUCCAUUUCGUCAAAGAGGAGGACCAACUGGUCUGUUUCCAUGUCUUCCAUUUACAUAUUUAAGAUUUUCUGUUAUCAGAGUUGACAAAAGGUUGAUUGUCAUGCUUUAAAAGACAACUGUAACAAUUUAGUUACUGACUAAGAAGUAAAGUUUCACUGGGAAUUUAGACAAGCCAGUCUCAAAGAAAAUAUUAUUGUUGUGUAAAUAUGCUGGCUAUUUUUUAAAUUUUUUAUUGAAUUAGUUUUUUUGUUAGCAGCCUGUAAUUAGUUGGUCUCAUGUGCAUUUGAGAAGUGUCUCAUGAUACUGUAGUGGGUGAGUCUGUUUUCACUGCAUUUUAUAUUUGUUCUCAACAGUUUCUGACCAAUUAUUUUGUAUGUUUGCUUGAAUGAUUGAUGUCUCACAGGAAUCAGAGAUGAAGGUGCGGUAGAUUGUAUUUUGUUUCUUUGUUUGCAAUAAAAGACUAUUAUUGCACUCCCGGGA